This is a messenger RNA of Gasterosteus aculeatus aculeatus (three-spined stickleback), 3618 nucleotides long. RefSeq names its product guanine monophosphate synthase (gene gmps). Gene Ontology annotation, biological process: GMP biosynthetic process. Gene Ontology annotation, cellular component: cytosol. Gene Ontology annotation, molecular function: ATP binding; GMP synthase activity; GMP synthase (glutamine-hydrolyzing) activity. The record is from RefSeq and is a predicted model, not a curated record. Lineage: Eukaryota; Metazoa; Chordata; Actinopteri; Perciformes; Gasterosteidae.
GCUUCCCGCUCCUCGUGCUGGAUCCCUCACGAGACCCUUUGCCUCCAAAGCACCGCGUGGGGUUUAGCAUAGCUCCGCUAACUUAGCCAGUUGCUCGCAGAACGUGCUGCUAACAGGCUAAUGCUGGAGAUCAACGGGGCAGACGGAGAGCAGAAUGGAUCGUGCGAAGGAGCAGUGGCGAUCCUGGAUGCUGGAGCCCAGUAUGGCAAGGUGAUCGACAGGCGGGUGCGAGAGCUGUCCGUACGCUCUGACGUCCUCCCUUUAGAUACCCCGGCCUUCGUCCUCAGAGAAAAGGGCUACCGGGCGAUCAUCAUUUCAGGAGGUCCUGCAUCGGUUUAUGCUGAAGAUGCCCCUUUAUAUGACCAGGCCAUAUUCACCAUAGGAAAGCCCGUCCUUGGGAUUUGCUAUGGGAUGCAGCUGAUGAAUAAGGUUUUUAACGGCACAGUACUCAAAAAGAGUGUACGGGAAGAUGGGGUUUUCCCCGUUGGGCUGGACAACACUUGUUCUCUCUUCAGGGGCCUUCAGAAGGAGGAACUGGUCCUGCUGACCCACGGAGACAGUGUGGAUAAAGUGGCCGAUGGCUUUAAAGUAGUGGCCCAAUCGGGGAGCAUCAUCGCCGGGAUUGCUAACGAACAAAAGAAGCUCUACGGGACACAGUUUCACCCCGAGGUCGACCUGACAGAGGGCGGUGUCGAGAUGCUGCGUAACUUCCUGUUUGAGAUUGCAGAAUGCACCAGUAACUUCACCGUACAGAGCCGCCAACAGGACUGCAUCAACGAAAUCAAAGAAAAAGUAAACAAGUCUAAAGUCCUGGUGCUGCUGAGUGGCGGGGUAGACUCAACAGUCUGCACUGCUCUCCUCAACAAAGCGCUGGACCAGGACCAGGUGAUCGCAGUGCACAUCGACAACGGCUUCAUGAGGAAGAGAGAGAGUCAGAGUGUGGAGGAGGCCCUCACCAAGCUCGGCAUCAAGCUCAAAGUGGUGAACGCAGCUCACACCUUCUACAACGGAACGACAACACUCCCCAUCUCCGACGAGGACAGGACGCCGCGCAAACGUAUCAGCAAGACUCUGAAUAUGACGACCAACCCAGAAGAGAAAAGGAAAAUCAUCGGUGAUACAUUUGUCAAAGUGGCAAACGAAGUUAUAGGAGAGAUGAAUCUGAAGCCCGAAGAGGUUUUCUUGGCCCAGGGUACCUUGCGGCCCGAUCUUAUUGAAAGUGCCUCUCAUAUGGCCAGCGGCAAGGCGGCUGUCAUCAAAACGCAUCACAACGACACUGAGCUCAUCCGCGAACUCAGGAAAACGGGAAAAGUAAUCGAACCACUGAAAGAUUUCCAUAAAGAUGAAGUCCGAGCGCUGGGCAGAGAGCUGGGCCUCCCAGAGGAGAUAGUCUCCCGACAUCCUUUCCCUGGUCCCGGUUUGUCCAUCAGAGUGAUUUGUGCAGAGGAGCCGUACAUUUGUAAGGACUUUACUGAAACAAACAACAUCCUCAAAAUCAUCACAGACUUCUCUGCAAGUGUCAAAAAGCCCCACGCCUUGGUGCAGAGAGUCAAGUCGUGCAUGUCGGACGAGGAGGAAGAUAAACUCAUGCAGAUCACCAGCCUUCAUUCACUCAAUGCCUUCCUGCUGCCCAUCAAAACGGUCGGCGUCCAGGGGGAUUGCCGGUCCUACAGCUACGUGUGCGGUGUCACAAGUAAAGAGUCCCCACACUGGGAGUCUCUCAUGUUCCUCGCCCGACUCAUCCCUCGCAUGUGCCACACCAUCAACAGAGUGGUGUAUGUGUUUGGGUCCCACGUGAAGGAGCCGCCAACAGACAUUACUCCGACCUACCUGACCACAGGCGUUCUGGGAACACUCAGACAGGCGGACUUUGUAGCUCACUCUAUCCUUAGCAAGUCUGGCUACUCCGGUAAGAUCAGCCAGAUGCCGGUCAUCUUGACCCCGCUGCACUUUGACCGCGACCCUCUCCAGAAACAGCCAUCCUGCCGGCGCUCCGUGGUGAUCCGCACCUUCAUCACCAGCGAUUUCAUGACCGGCAUCCCUGCCCAGCCCGGCAACCAGAUCCCGGAGGAGGUGGUGCUGGAUAUGGUGAAUCAGAUCAAGAAGAUUCCAGGCAUCUCCAGAGUCAUGUAUGAUCUGACCUCCAAACCACCUGGCACCACAGAGUGGGAAUAAAACCCAACAUGACGUCGUACCGAUGGGACACUCACAAUGCACAAACCCACUCAACAGAUUGCUGGUCAAUUCCUCCUUUUCUGUCCCUCCCUCUGUCUCUUCAACAUUCCCACGGAAGGCGGCACUAUUGUUGGUUGAUUAAUAAUAUAUUGUUGCGAAACAUAAAAAUGGGAAAGGUGUCACCAACUAGAGACUGUUUUCUGCCUUUUUUGUCGGAGGUUAUUGUUUCACAGUUCUCUCUCUAUCCCCUUUAUUUGUCCUGCCUUUUUGUCCUGGGAUAUUAAGUAAUUUGUCUGCUUUUAAUAUAAAAAACAAACUGGCAACCUGUGUGACCAAUCAAUAACUUUUUACGGUUUUUGUUUUGCCAAAAGUAGAAUGUGACGAUUCAUAACAUUGGUGGGCUCCUCUUGACGUUCUCUCCGGGGUAAAUUGUGAUCUGAGCUGUGGGGCCGUUGCCGGCGACCCAAGAGAAACUUCAGUGUGCUGAAUAGAGUGCAGGAGGCCAAUACGAUGGCUACGAUGAACUUUGUAUCUGCCACUGUUGUUUUUGUUUAUCUCCCGAUGUGACGCGACCUGAACUUCAAUGUUUCUGGAAAGGAGGAUGCAACAACAGUUUCUCUUUAUCUGGUAAUAUAUAUGCUUUUAAUGAAGAAUAAACAAGACGAGGAUUAACUAAUGACUAAAUGAUUAGUUAGUACUGUAGAGUUUAUAUAACCACAUUGUGUAAAAUACAAGUGUCUUUAUAUCCUUAUUCGGCUGCUCUUUUGUUGUGCAGGUCUGCACAACAGGUCUGCAGGUCUCCUUUUUUUUCUUCUUUUUUUUACAUUUUUGCACCCUCAAAGAAAGCCUUGGUGCAGAACCAUGCAUCCAGUGGGGACUUUUAGGUCGUUCACUGUGUGGGGUCAAAGGUCAGGUUGACUGACACAUUGACUGUUGCCAUCGCCUAACAAGUACGUGUCACAAAAAGGCAUUGACUGCUUGAUUCAUUUCCGUUGUCAAAACAUUAAGCACAUCAACUGUAGCUCUGUCACGAAGCGUAGAUCGUAGCCCGAUGGAGCCGUUUCCCUCAGACGCAGUGGUUGUCACGGUGCCAGAAUUUGUCCUUGUGCCUCUCAUUCUGUUUUCUCCCUGCCGUGUAGAGGCAUAAACUGCUAAUGCAAAAUGAAAGGUUUUCCAUACUUCUUACCUGCUAUUGGUGUGUAUUUCUGUUGCGUAUCUCUACAACUGCGUGGCAAUGUUGGACACACAAUUUGGAUUUAAUUGCAAUAUUGAUGAUUUAAGUUAUGCAAUUUAAUGUAUUUUUUGGGGGAGGGGGUUGGUGGUGUCUGAAUAUUUGUAUUCAACAGUUCAUUCUCCUUUAGUAACGUGCCUCAAAGUCACAGCAUGCAGUUUUUUGUACAAUGGGAAACUGAGCUUUAAUAAAGAUCUCCAUGUUAAAACGUC